This is a messenger RNA of Dimorphilus gyrociliatus, 2083 nucleotides long. The record is from the annotation of a GenBank genome assembly. Lineage: Eukaryota; Metazoa; Annelida; Polychaeta; Dinophilidae.
AAUGGUUCUACAGAUAUAUAUUUCCAGCAAUCCUGGUGGUUGGCAGCUAAAGAAGAAACAAGAUCAUAUUGUCUGGACCUUGGAAUCAAAGGGAAUUGAACAUGAAGUUAUUGAUAUAUCAAAUCCCAGGAGAAAAGCCGAUAAGGAUAGAAUGAUCGAAAAAGCAACGACUGAGGGUAAAAGUACAGCUCCUCCUCAAGUUUUUAACGAUGAAGAUUACAUUGGAGAUUAUGAUGCUUUCUUUGAUGCUCUCGAGACGGAGAAGCUAUUUUCUCAUCUAAAAAUAGAAAUACCAGAAGAUGAAGUAGAAUAUUUAGCGACAAUAUCAGAUAGUAGUUCGAGUAGUUCGAGUAGUUCGAGUUCAUCUGAAGAAGAUAGCAGUGAUUCAAAUGCAAAAUCCGGUGAUUCGAAAUCUGGAAGCGAUGCCUCACAGUCGCCUAAAAAGAAAAAAAAGAAAAAGAAGAGCAAGAAAAGCAGCGAAGAAGAGGAGUCAUCCUCUGAUGAAACUGAUUCUGUGAAAUCGGCGUCCAGUUCAGAAAAAAAGAAAAAGAAAAAGAAAAAAAGUAAACCUAUACCAGAGUCAGGCUCCACAAAAUCAGAUGAGUCUGAAAAGAAAAAGAAAAAGAAAGCGAAAAAGAAAGCGGAAGAGGAGGAAACAUCUGAAGAAUCUGAAGAGUCUACUGAAAUUAGCUCUAGUGAAGAAGAGGAAACUGAAGAAGAAAAGGACAAAAAAAAGAAAAAGAAGAAAGAAAAGAAGGAUAAAGACUCAGAAUCCGAAGAGAGUGAGGAAAGCGAAGAAAGUGACGAGAGUGACGAGAGUGAUGCUAAAAAGAAGAGUUCUAAAAAAGAUGCCAAAAAGACGAGGAGUAAAAAAGAGUCUUCUUCUGAGGAAGAGAAAGAGAAAAAGUCUAAAACCAAGAGGGACGGUUCUAAAACGAAGGAAAAGAAAAAAGAGUCUUCUUCCGAGGAAGAAUCUUCAGAAGAGGAAGAAAGCAGUGAGGAAAGUGAAGAUGAAGACAGUAAAUCUAAAGCUAAAAAGGAAGAAACUAAAAAGAAGGAAAAGAAAAAAGAAUCUUCCUCUGAAGAAGAGAGUGAAACGAGUGAAGAGAGUGAAGAUGAAGAGGAGAAAACUAAAACCAAAAAGAAUGAGAUUAAAACAGUAGAAAAGAGAAAAGAAACAUCCUCGGAGGAAGAGUCUUCCGAAGAAAGCAGUGAAGAGAGUGCAGAAAGUGAACAAGACAAGAAAAAAUCUUCGCCGAAAAACGUUAAAGAAGGGAGGAAAGGAAAAGAAUCGUCUUCGUCGGAAGAAGAGUCCAGCGAAGAAGAAUCAAGCGAGGAAGAGGAAGAAAAGACUAAAACCGAAGCACAGACUAAGCCAGCUAAGAAACAGGAGAGUUCUGACGAGUCUGAAGAGGAAUCUACAGAAGAGUCUUCGUCAGAAGAAUCCGAAGAAGAAAAGAAGAAACCAGUUAAGAAAGAAUCUUCAGAGGAAUCCAGCGAGGAAAGUGAAGAAGAAAGUGAAGACGAAAAAGCAGCAGUAGUAAAAGAGGAAAAGAAGAAAACGGUAGUUAAAGAAAGCAGUUCUGAGGAAGAAGAGGAAAGCUCCGAGGAAAGUUCUGAAAGUGAAGAUGAUCCUAAAGAAAAAAAGAAAGAAAUUGAUAGGAAAAAUGAAAGUGAAAGCGAGGAGAGUUCAGAGGAAUCAGACUCAGAGUCUGAGGAAGAAAAGAUUGAUGAAAAGAAAGGAAAAGAUAACAAGGAUACAUCAGCCAUUAAAUCAGAGAGCAAAGAAGAAAGUAGCAGUGAAGAGUCUGAAAGCGAUGAAGAAUCUUCUGAAGAUGAAAAAGAUGAUAAAACUAAGGCGAAAAAAGUAGAGAAGUCUAGCAGCGAAGAAGAAGAAUCAAGCGAAGAGGAAGAAUCGAGCGAAGAAGAAGAGGAUAAAAAAGAAACAAAAAAAGAAGCCUCCAGUAAGAAGGAAACAAAGGAAUCUAGUAGCGAAGAAGAGUCUAGCGAAGAAGAAUCUAGCGAAGAGGAAUCCAGCGAAGAAGAAUCGAGUGAAGAGGACACCAAAACGAAAAAGAAAUAA